UCAUCUAUAUAUCAAGCAAAAACUCUAUAGAUUGUCAAUAGCCUAUUUUCUCACAACAUCAAGAAAGCACAAGAAGUGACAUUUCUCCUCGUUACAAAGUGAUUAUUUUAUUGUCGGUGCAUAAAAAUUAAACUCUUUCUAUCGGGUAUAAAAAUGAGGUUUAAGAGGGUAGCCGCGGCAUUUGAUGACGUGGCAAAGGCGAGAUUUUGCGAAAGCAGUGGUAGCGAGCAUUCGUCGGUUGAGAGCGUGACGGAUUUGUACGGUCUUGUGAAUUCGUUUAUUGAAAGAGGAAAUGGAUUUAGAGGAGGAAGAAAUGAAGAAAAGAUUAUUAAUGAUGAUAAUGAGAAAGAAGAAAAUGGAUUAAGCAAUAAUUAUUUUGAUGAUUUAGAGAUUAAGGAGAAGUUAAGGAAAUUAUUAGGUUAUGAAGAAAGUGAUUAUGUGAAGAGAAAUAUUCAUUCCGUCGUGGAAAAUGCAUGGCUUGAAAUUGGCGAUUGGAGUACGGCGGAGUUCAAACGGCGGUUGAUCACUCGGUUGCGUAAUAAAGGAUUUGAUGCUGGUCUGUGCAAAUCAAAAUGGGAGAGAAAUGGUCAACUUCCAUCAGGAAAUUACGAGUAUAUUGACAUUAACAUGAACGAAAAUCGCUAUAUAAUCGAAGUUUAUCUUGCUAGAGAAUUCGAAAUAGCUCGACCAACACCCUACUACACUUCAUUGCUCGAGAUUUUCCCUUCAAUAUUUGUUGGAAAAGUGGAAGAAUUGAAGCAAGUGGUGAAACUAAUGACUAGAGCUAUGAAAAAAUCAAUGAAGAAAAUGGAUAUUUAUGUUCCACCUUGGAGGCAACUUAGUUAUAUGCAAGCUAAGUGGUUUGGUUCUUACAAAAGAACAAUCAAUGAGUAUUUGUUAGAUGAUGAUAAGAAGAAUCUUGAUUUUUCUUAUAAGUGUUUGGCUAAGAAAAGAGCAGUUGGUUUUGUGUCCAUGCCAACAAUUUCUUUCUACUGCAGAGAAAACUUUGCUUCUAAUAAUGGUAUAAAAGUUGGAAACUUGGCUGCAGCUUUAAAUGGAUGAAGUUUGCUCUAUCUAAUAGCCAUAGUUGAGUAGAUAGUUAGGCUACUAGAGGUGGAGAUCACAUCACCCUUUGUAAUGACAUUCCAACAUAUUCCUUUGUGGCUGGCCACAGUAGCUAGGAAAGCUCCGAAGAUUCUAUGAGGAAUUGAAAACGUUGAAGUCAAAGGAAUGGUAAGGCUUUGAAGCCGUAACUUGUUGGUUUUUCCAUCACUCAAUCCACAACAAAUUGAAUGAAACCCGGUAAAAAAGAAGUUAAUUUUCACUUACAUGUGCUCGGCAGAUGCUAAAGUGAGAGCGUGGUGACAAAAAUUAAUCGAGCUGAUUCCAUCAUGCUUUUCAUAUUGAGGUCGUCGGUCUCACACCCAGACAGGCUUAUACCAUAUAAUGUAUGUUGAUCUACUUGGGAAGUUGUUUGACCUAUAGAAAGAAUGGGACGAGGCUCAUUUAACUAGGUGGGGACAGAAUUUGAACUUUCGACCUCAGGUCACGAGUCUGAUGAGUCUACCAAUUCCUCUACCACGCUCUUGGAUGUUGUUAAUUCUUUUUUUCUUCAAUGAGAAUAUAAAGAAAAUUAGCAAUUUCGCCCUGCAAUGCCACUUGGUGUUUUGAGCAGUUUAUAGUUGGAGUGGACACCUGCAUUUUUUACUUCCUUUCUCGAAAUAUAUAUAGUUGUGGUUUUUAAGUUAGUUUGUCAGCACCCAUUUUUACAAAGAAGAAAAAAAUGGGUGUAGUUGUAUGUGCACUCACCAAGUUAAAAUACUAGUCCAUUCUUUGUAUGCUGCAAUCAGCAAGUCUAGUUUGAUGGAGAUGAAAAGAAUUUCUCCUAAAUUGGGGAAUGAGUGGUUCUUUCCUUUUGAUUAUUUUAUACUCUUGUUUAGUACAGUUGGUUCAAGUUUGUGGUUAUGUACUUAUUAGAAUAUGCAAUCCAGAAACAAUGAAUUUUUCA
Messenger RNA from Nicotiana tabacum (common tobacco), 2008 nucleotides. RefSeq lists its product as uncharacterized. NCBI's taxonomy places the organism in Eukaryota, Viridiplantae, Streptophyta, Magnoliopsida, Solanales, Solanaceae. The record is from RefSeq and is a predicted model, not a curated record.